AUGGACAAACAACAAUCAGAGCAAGAGAGUCUUCAGAAUACUCUCCUUCUUCUUCAAAACAGGCUUCAUCAGACCCAGGCAGAGCUAAGGCAGACAAAGCGAACUAUCGAGUCCAAGAAUGCUUUUCUUGACAAAGCCCAUCAUACAAUUAAAACCGAGUUUAUCGACACUUUUGAAAUCAACACCCCAAAAAGAAGUACAUUCCGACUCCAUCCCCCACCAGGACUCGUUCCUCUCUUAUCUCUCAAACGGACCUACGAUGAAUACAUUAAAGAUGAAAGUGAAGAAGAACUAAUAGUUGAAUCAUGUGAUGCAUGGAUCAAAGGACAUGAUCAAACCCAGGUUUGGACCCAAUACUAUACCAUCUCUGUGUUUAAUAGAAAUGUAUUGGCUCAGGCUUAUCUUCAUAUGGACACCUUACCUAGUACAUGGAUGUCAGACACAGCUAUGAUGAAUACCCAAUGUACUCUGCCCUUAAAUCAACCCACCGUUCUUUAUGGGGCAUUUACGAUUGUCGCUGAUGUUGCUGUAUCCGAUCUCAAGUCUGCUCUGCAAAUAGGGUGUAGAUAUGCUACCGAACAAAGAGACAUACGGGAAUGGAAGUCGAGUAAAUUUGUAUUUCCUCAAUGGCAAGAGCACAAUGAACAGCAUUGGCUGCCUACACAAGAUUCGCCAUCGGAGACUUAUACAAUGGCCCGGAUAUUCUUUCCGUCUCAUGUGUCUCUUCAAAGUAUACAUAGUAUAGAGGAUACUCUUGGGCUGAAACGCCAUACAUCCUCUGUAUUUAUCUCUGAUGAUCAUUCAUUGCUUCUUCUUAAAUCCAAAAAAGUCUAUCACUUAUUUGGCUUGACAGAUCGCUUGGUAUCCAACGCCUGUCACCAAUGUAAAUCAUUUAUCCGAGUUCAUACUCCAACUUUCCUGUCACCAUCUAUGGCAAUGGAAGAGAUGUUGAUAGGGCUACUAAAUGAAAUAGAAUAUACAAGUGAUAACUUUGAGGAAAAAGAUUGGUGGAGUAUGAUUGCUGCACGAGAGAGCACAUUAUUAUCCCUAGUUAGACUUUUACAAUAG
Messenger RNA from Phycomyces blakesleeanus NRRL 1555(-), 1068 nucleotides. RefSeq lists its product as hypothetical. Bases 1 to 1068 code for a protein of 355 amino acids. Lineage: Eukaryota; Fungi; Mucoromycota; Mucoromycetes; Mucorales; Phycomycetaceae. The transcript has 4 exons. The record is from RefSeq and is a predicted model, not a curated record.